This is a messenger RNA of Dibothriocephalus latus, 453 nucleotides long. Lineage: Eukaryota; Metazoa; Platyhelminthes; Cestoda; Diphyllobothriidea; Diphyllobothriidae. The record is from the annotation of a GenBank genome assembly.
AGCGUGGAGAACUACUACCAGGAGUCUGGUCGUGCUGGACGCGAUGAACGUCCCAGCAGCGUUGUCCUCUUCUGGCGACUGGGUGACUUCUUCCGUCUCGCCAGCAUGGUCGUUGCAGAGCGCACGGGCCUGACCAAACUCCUGGUCAUGUUGGGCUACUGUCUGGAGACGCAGUACUUUGUGGCCUGGUGCUUGCUGCAGUCCUAUCUUCGCAUGGAUUACCAUUUCACGCCUUAUUCCACGGUCAUCUAUCUUUCAGCGACCCAGCGCAGCAGUGAGCCCCAGAAGCUGCCCAUUCCUCCGUGGGUGUUGGGGGCCCCACCGGACGAGGAUUUGGAUGCGCCUUCCCCUGCCCCCUCCUCGUCAUCCUCUUCCUCCUCCGUCAUUCCUCCCAGUAAAAGGGCCAAAAAACGAUUGGCUGAAAGCCCUGUGUAUGAAGUGACGUCGGAUUGA